AUGGGAUUGUUUAGCCGAAAGAACAAGAGUUCCAAGAAGAACAACAACAAGAAAUCCAAGAAACACAUGUCAAGUGAUGACAGCGUUUCCUUGCUCCAUCAACCCGAUGAAACUCGACAGGAGGUUCCCAUGAACCCAGGACCUCCCAUUCGAACCUUUGAUACUUUGAAGCAACAAGUGACAGAAGAUAACUCCAUUCAAGAAAUCCACGCGAAUUAUUCCAAAGGGACUGUCCCACCCCCGGCUCGACAAGCUGCCUUUCACGGUCCACCACGCUUCGAUUGGAUGGAUAUUGAAUCCAAUGCUGCCAUUAAAAUUCAAUCGGUCCAACGCCGCAACAUGGUCAUGCAGGAAUUGGAAGACAAGGGCAUGUCCACGGCGGCCAUUCGCAAUCGCAAACGCCGCCGCAAGGCCGCCAAGGAAGCCCAUCCUUAUAUGGCAUCCCAAUCCCAAGAUACCCCCAGUAUUUUUGCUUGCUGUGCGGUGGGCUUGGCCUUUGGGGAUGCUACGGAAGAUGGAGAUGAUGCCUAUCGCUUGCUGGAAAAGAAAAAGUACGAAGAGCGACAAAAGCAACAAGCAGCUCACGAAGAAGCGCUCCGUCGACAAUAUAUGACCAAACAUGGUAUCAACCCAGGAAAGAUUGUGGAAGCACUGGAAGUUGUCGAUUAA
Cylindrotheca closterium is the source of this 669-nucleotide messenger RNA. The record is from the annotation of a GenBank genome assembly. NCBI's taxonomy places the organism in Eukaryota, Bacillariophyta, Bacillariophyceae, Bacillariales, Bacillariaceae.